GUUCUUUUGAGGCAAGGAGGCAGUGUUUGUUAAGACUCUCGAGCAUCCAAUGAACUGAAGGCUGCCUCCAAAAAAACGCGUCCAUCAUCCCUUUCCACCCAAUUAGCGUCGUCGGUGGGCGGAGCUCAGGUGCGCGCCGCUGCGUCCACUUGGCAAAGAGCCUGGGAGACGCCUGUGGCAAAAGAGUAACUGUCAAAUGCAAGGUUCUUUUAAUAGGAGCGAUCAGUUCGGCUCCGAGAGUCAUGGCGACUACAGCAUCCAGUCAUUACAAUAUCCUCACCUCCAGCCCAUCUAUUGUACACUCGGAGCCUGGAAGCAUGCAGCAAGCCACGGCUUACAGGGACGCGCAAACCCUGUUGCAGAGUGACUACUCGCUGCAGAGCAACAGUCACCCGCUCAGCCACGCGCACCAGUGGAUAACAGCCUUGUCACACGGAGAAGGAGGUCCGUGGUCGUCCAGUCCCCUCGGCGAGCAGGACAUCAAGCCAGCGGUGCAGAGCCCCCGGGACGAGAUGCACAAUUCCAGCAAUCUACAGCAUCAGACGCGGCCACCCCAUCUGGUACAUCAGACGCACGGGAACCAUCACGAUUCAAGGGCAUGGAGAACGACGACGGUGGCUCACAUACCCAGCAUGGCCACGUCGAACGGACAGAGCCUUAUUUACUCGCAGCCCGGCUUCGGCGUGAACGGUCUCAUCCCGGGCAGCGGCCAGGGCAUCCACCACCACAGCAUGCGCGACGCGCACGAGGACCACCACAGCCCACACCUCAGCGACCACGGCCAUCCACCGUCCCAGCACCAGCACCAGCCGCUCCAGAGCCACCACGACCACUCGGACGAGGACACGCCGACCUCGGACGACUUGGAGCAGUUCGCCAAACAGUUCAAGCAGCGGAGGAUCAAGCUGGGCUUCACGCAGGCGGACGUCGGACUAGCUUUGGGAACGCUCUAUGGAAAUGUGUUUUCGCAGACCACAAUUUGCAGGUUUGAGGCCCUGCAGCUCAGCUUCAAAAACAUGUGCAAGCUCAAGCCUUUGUUGAACAAGUGGUUGGAGGAGGCAGACUCCACAUCUGGCAGCCCCACGAGCUUGGACAAGAUAGCUGCGCAGGGGAGGAAACGGAAAAAGAGGACUUCCAUCGAGGUAAGCGUAAAAGGGGCUUUGGAGAGCCAUUUCCUUAAGUGCCCAAAGCCAGCCGCGUCGGAAAUUACUUCGCUGGCGGACAGUCUGCAGUUGGAAAAAGAGGUAGUGAGGGUUUGGUUUUGUAACAGAAGACAGAAAGAGAAACGGAUGACUCCUCCCGGCGGACCUCUGCCGGGUACCGAGGACGUAUACGGAGACACGCCGCCGCAUCACGGCGUUCAGACGCCAGUUCAGUGAGAAAAGACAAAAACAAGACAAAAACAUGGACACAUCUUAUCAUACUGACUGCCUCAGUCUUCAUUUAUGAUUAUGUUCACGUUGGAGCUAUCCAAUGUGAAAGCAGCUGCGGUUUAGACUACUGAGGCGGGAGAGCAGAUUAUAUCCGUCUUCAAUGUUACUCAAAAUUCGUACUGCUGCCACAGAGGGGACCGUGCGUUCCCCGCGCGAGCAAAGAGAACGGUUGUUCUGUGAAUACCCAGCACUGUGAAAAGACGCAGUUUUAAGGUGUAACCCUACUAUUUAUCAAACACUUUGAGACGAGCGAAAUGUCCCUCAAACGCGAGCAUGGGUAUCCCAUAGCCAGUUGUUUACAUCUAGACGCACUCACUGCAUUUCUUUUGCGGAAUUAGCCUGAAAAGUGACUAGUGCUGCAGCAUUCGACAAAUACACGCCGAUUUUACUUUUGUUGUGGGCGACUGAGGGUGAACAUCGAUUAGAUUGAAAAAAACAACAACAUCAGUGUGACAUGCAUCCAUCCACAGUAUUCAACAAUUUUCUUGGGAUCAAAAGGCCUGUAUGUAUAAUAAUAAUAAACAUUUUAUUAUUAUUAUACAUACUGCAUGGUUAUGUACUUCCAAUUCUCAUAUCAUGGAGACAGUGAGGUGCAAGGUCACACUAAACAGAUGUUGUAGUCUUGGCGCCAAGAAAUUAGUCGCACACAAUUGAUUCUGGUCUCUUUCUGUUUUAUCAAUACGGAUGGCUCUAAAUUGAAAAGAAAUAAAAGGAAACUUCCAGCAUCGAGCUGCAGACAGGUCACCGAAGGGUUAGUGACAGAAAUCUGUCAUUUCCUUAGAUCUAGUCAUAUUACCAUAAAAUAGAAUUGUUUCACAGGUCUCCACACAGUGCUGUAAAUAUUGUAUAAUUUUUAAAGGACAUAGCUAUUCUCUCACUUGAGCACUUUUUCGUAUUAUUUUGAAUUUGGAAAAGAUUUUAGAGCUUUUUGUUUAUUUUAUUUUGGUUUUAUUUCUUUAACAUUCGAGUCUUGGUACAGUUUGCCUUUAUAUUUAUAGUCAUUUAGCCGAAUAUUGCUUGCUAUCUCUUGCGGAGUUGCUUUUUAACCCACAUUCAGCUGCUUUUUUAUAUAUAUCAAUUAUGAGCUGACUUUACUAUAUGUUUAUGUAUAGUAAACAAUGUUCAGACUCCAACAAUGUUAGCACUAUUUUCUACCCAACGAAUUCAAUAUUAUAUAUCUCAAACAUUUGAAUGUCUUUUUUAAUUAUUUUGAAAUGGAGAUUAUUUACACAGUAUCGUGGAGAAUGGGAAAAGCAAGUGAUGUGACCUGCAAUAUUUUAAUUUGAAGUCAAACGAAUCUUAAUUAUUUCAUUUGACAAAGCGUUUUUGUGUAUUUUAUAUUUCUUUAAUUUAUCAAGCAUAUCAAUUUGUAACACGGGCACUAUUAUUAUUAUUAUUAAUUAUUCUCCACGUUUACCCAACAUCAGAUCUAUACUGUAAAAGUAUACUUGGACUUUGGAUUUAACUGUGUCUGUUCUAAGUUAUUUUUUUUGUUUUUUUUUGUGCUUUAUAGUUCUUCAUUGUGUUGGUUCCGGUUCGCAUUUAUAGGGACAUAAUGCAGUGGUGUUUAAGGCUACUGAAAAUGUAAACACUGGAAGAUUGGAAAAAAAUGGGAAGAUUUCUCCCAGGGGCUUGCUAUACGUCACUAUGUGUAAAUACAAUACAACAAUCAGAAAUUAUUAUUAUUAUUAUUUUCUUAUUGUAUUAUUUUGCUUAUAUUUUAAUUCACAUUUUGGUGUAAAUCUAUUCCACAGAAAUUCUAGGGACGUCUGUUAUUAUCGUUCUACUUUUUUGUUUUUCAAAAGACAUAUUUACAUAGAUUGAUUGAUCAAACUGUCAUGUAAUUCUACAAAUACUGUGGAGCUAUUUAUUUGUUGUUUUAUUUACUCUGUCAGAAAGACACCAUCAAACGUUGAACUGGAUGAUUUUGUGGGUAUAAUAAAAUGCGAGGUUGUGAUAGAAGUCGGA
Messenger RNA from Carassius gibelio (silver crucian carp), 3401 nucleotides. Its product is annotated as POU domain, class 3, transcription factor 2-like. Gene Ontology annotation, biological process: brain development; regulation of transcription by RNA polymerase II. Gene Ontology annotation, cellular component: nucleus. The transcript has a single exon. The record is from RefSeq and is a predicted model, not a curated record. NCBI's taxonomy places the organism in Eukaryota, Metazoa, Chordata, Actinopteri, Cypriniformes, Cyprinidae. The coding region runs from base 243 to 1379 and encodes 378 amino acids. Gene Ontology annotation, molecular function: RNA polymerase II cis-regulatory region sequence-specific DNA binding; DNA-binding transcription factor activity, RNA polymerase II-specific.